AUGUCCCAAUCUCCAACCACACCACCAUGCUGGCACAUCCACCCCAUGACGCACACAACCACCCCCCAAAUCGCCCGCUUCAUCAAUUUUCUCUUCGCAACCAACGCAUCGGCACACACACCCUCAGAACCAAAAGAUGGACAAGAAAAAGAAAUCAUAGCUACAAUCGGCUUCGUCCCCGCAGAGGUAGUGCGGCUCUUUGUGCUGCUGCUGUUUCGGCGUUGCGGGCUUGCAUCUGCGCUAAGUUUGUAUUUGCCGGGUGCCAUUGCUUUUUGGGAGAAGCACGGGUUUGGCGUCGUAUGUAUGUUGAGGAGGGGGAGGAUGGGGGUGUGGCGGACUACGCGUAUGGAGAUUCUCGCUUUCGUAGGUUGA
Molecule: messenger RNA, 372 nt
Organism: Bipolaris victoriae FI3
Lineage: Eukaryota; Fungi; Ascomycota; Dothideomycetes; Pleosporales; Pleosporaceae
Exons: 5
Coding region: 1-372 (123 amino acids)
Source: RefSeq, a predicted model, not a curated record